Messenger RNA from Sinocyclocheilus grahami, 846 nucleotides. Its product is annotated as fibroin heavy chain-like. The coding region runs from base 1 to 846 and encodes 281 amino acids. The record is from RefSeq and is a predicted model, not a curated record. The transcript is spliced from 8 exons. Lineage: Eukaryota; Metazoa; Chordata; Actinopteri; Cypriniformes; Cyprinidae.
AUGGACCAGCAAGACCCCAACCACACAGGACUCCCAGCAGAUGGCCAGGAUGGAGCCAGAGGAGUGAGCCACAACUCAGGAGUACCUGAAAAGAAGAGCAGAGGGAGUUUAGUCUCGGCGGACUCUGUGGAAUCCCGGAACGGAGCGGACUCUGUGGGCUCCCAGAACAAAGCGGACUCUGGAGUGGGCUCCCGGAACGGAGCGGACUCUGUGGGCUCCCAGAACAAAGCGGACUCUGGAGUGGGCUCUGUGAGCUCCGGGACUGGAGCAGGCUCUGGACUGGGCUCUGUGGGCUCCCGGACUGGAGCGGGCUCUGGACUGGGCUCUGUGGGCUCCCGGACUGGAGCGGGCUCUGUGGGCUCCGGGACUGGAGCGGGCUCUGGAGUGGGCUCUGUGGGCUCCAGGACUGGAGCGGGCUCUGAAGUGGGCUCUGUGGAAUCCGGGACUGGAGCAGACUCUGGACUGGGCUCUGUGAGCUCUGGGACUGGACUGGGCUCUGUGAAAUCCGGGACUGGAGCGGACUCGGGACUGGGCUCUGUGAAAUCCGGGACUGGAGCGGACCCUGGACUGGGCUCUGUGAGCUCCCGGACUGGAGCGGGCUCUGGACUGGGCUCUGCGAAAUCAGGGACUGGAGCGGACUCUGGACUGGGCCCUGUGAGCUCCGAGACUGGAGCGGGCUCUGGACUGGGCUCUGCGAAAUCAGGGACUGGAGCGGACUCUGGACUGGGCCCUGUGAGCUCCGAGACUGGAGCGGGCUCUGGACUGGACAUGAUGGCCUUCGGCCUCAGCAAUCCUACAAAGCAACAGAAGAGAGGCACAGAGAUGAGUCCACUCUCACCACCAUAA